AUGAACCAGACUUCAAAGACCAACUCUGUACACACGCUGCAGCCAGCCAUGAUAUCCGAAAUGUCCCAGGCGAUGAAGUGGGCGAACAACUACGACAAGAACAACAUUCGCAAUGCCUACUUGGAGAACUCGCGUGCCGGAAAGGGACAGCCGGCCAGCAGCUUCGAUCUAGGCUCGAGGUCGUCCACCGACCAGAACAAGCCGGAUGUUCCCCCAAAGCACGAGAGCAGUACCUCCGGGCGAGAUAUACCCUCUAUUCGCGAACGACUGCCCAAGUCUCCUACUAGCACUGCUCCCGGAUCAGGCCCUGCCACUCCAAGGGCAGCGUCCCCUGCCCCUGGCCUGGUAGAGAGUAUCAACUUUGACAAGCCUACUCCUCCACCUCCUCAUGUGCCGGCUAUUGUCCCUGUUACCACUACAACUAUUACAGCCUCCCCCAGCCCUGCUCCAGCCACCGUCCCACACCCCGUGAAGGAAGAAACUACCGAAACUUCCGUGGCAGACGACAGGAAGCUCAAGAAGAAACCAGGCAACACCGGUCUCAAGGGAAUGUUCGGCGGUCCCAAGGCCGACCAGGCUGAAAAAGAGUCUGCCGUUGCUGCUGCCCGUGCCGCUCUCGAAGGGCGCACCGCUCAGGCUCAGGCUCAACCCGCCUCUUCCUCCGCGAGAUCAUCGCCAACCCCUUCAUCAAGGCUCCCAGGCACACGCCGUCUAUCUGGAUUCGGCAUGAAGAGAUCCCAGGAUGAGACAAAGCCCGCCGUCAUCGAACGCAAGCCCGCUCCGCCCGCUAAGGAGGAGCGCAAGCCCACUCCUCCGGUCCCAGCGAAGGAAGCCCGCGUUUCACCACCUCCACCAGAGGUCCAGAACAGCCAAGUCCGCGACCUAGAGCCUGUUUCCCCCAUUUCCCCAGAAACUUCCAAGCCGGAAGCAAGUGCAUUGUCGUCUUUCUCCCAUCAGAGCCCGGUUGUUGACCAACCUGCCUGCGUCCCUGUUGAGACGACAACUCCUCCAGCUGUGGAGACCAAGGAGGUUUCCCCUGUCCCAUCAUCAGCACCGUCGUCAGUACCGUCACCAGCUCCCGUCCAGGCGACUCAACCCAGCGAGUCCAAGACUUUCACCGUCGAGGCUGAAAAGGAGGUCCCCGCCGCUGCCGAGCCAGAAGUCCCCGCCCUCGACCGAUGGGCUCAGAUCCGCAAGAAUGCCGCGCAGCGUGCUGCCGUACCCGAUGCGCCCUCCGCAGGCCCCACUGCUACAUCUUCUCCAGCCGCUACUACACCCGCAAAACAGUCUACCACCCAGCAAGAAAGUAAGCCAGCGCCUAUGCAACAAUCACCUAUGAGCCAUGCUAAUCAUAAUCCAGCCAUCGAAAUGCGAGCUGCACGUAUCAAGGCUCGUGUAGCCGAACUCACCAAGAACAUGGAGUCUUCCCGCGCCAGCUAA
Microsporum canis CBS 113480 is the source of this 1440-nucleotide messenger RNA. RefSeq lists its product as hypothetical. Bases 1 to 1440 code for a protein of 479 amino acids. NCBI's taxonomy places the organism in Eukaryota, Fungi, Ascomycota, Eurotiomycetes, Onygenales, Arthrodermataceae. The transcript has a single exon. The record is from RefSeq and is a predicted model, not a curated record.